Messenger RNA from Triticum urartu, 1966 nucleotides. The record is from RefSeq and is a predicted model, not a curated record. NCBI's taxonomy places the organism in Eukaryota, Viridiplantae, Streptophyta, Magnoliopsida, Poales, Poaceae.
AUGGGGGUUUGACUGAGAAAGAGACUUGUUUUCACUCUCUAGGGGAUCCCGACCCCAAACCCUUCCCCCUCAUGGCGACGGCGCAUUCGAUCCGAUCCAUUCCCACACUUUCCCAGCCCCCGCCACCGGCGUCCGCAGCUCCGACCCCGCCCCCUUUCAGUACUCCAAAUCGCUUGCUCGAACCCUCCUCCAUGGGGCACCGCGAUAGGGAGAUCGGCUCCAAGCGAGCGAAGCUCCCGGCCGCCGACGGCGCAAGCGAGGACCGCCUCAGUGCGCUACCCGACGUCGUUCUUAUCGGCAUCCUCCUCAAGCUCUGCCGCACGGCCUACGCCGCUCGGACCAGCGUCCUGUCCCGCCGCUGGCGCCACCUCUGGGCCCUCCUCCCGGAUCUCGACUUCACCGGCGACGCCGACCACCACCGCAUACUGCCCGCUCUCGCCGCCCAUCAAGCGCCGGUGCUCCAGGGCCUAGGCGCCUUCGUCGACGACAUCUCUGCCGACUCCGUGGCGGCCUGGCUCCCCAUAGCCGCGCGCCGCCUCUCCGGCUGUAUACUGCUUUACAACGCUGUACCGCAGAACCAGGCCAGGGAAAGAUGCGUCUUUGAGCUGCCACGCUUCGAGAGCACCACCUCUAUCGUGUUCGACCUAGGAUUUCCUGGCCUUGCCGUGCCGCAUUCCAGCGUAUUCACCCGCCUCGUCUCUCUCUGGCUGUUUCGUGUCCAUCUGCAUGGCCCGUGCGGGCUUGGUGAAGCUCUCUCCUCACCGCGGUGCCCAUCCUUACGAGAACUCAAGAUACGUGAUGCCUGGGGUCUGGGUAACUUCACCAUCCACUCCGAGUCUCUCCUGCAAAUGGAGCUGAAUAACUUGUAUGGCUUGCAGCAGCUCAUUGUAGAAGCAAAGGUACUUAAAGAGUUACAUGUGAGUUCUUGCUUUCAGAAUUAUGUCACUGUGGUGAGUCAACCGGUUGCAAACAUCUCAGCCCCUCAACUGGAAUCACUCCACUGGACGGAUGCUUAUGAUCCAAGCUCUGUCCAGCUUGGCGAGAUGGCACAUCUCCAACGUCUGGAUACUGGUCACUUUUUUGUGUUUGGACAUUAUUUGGAUGACUACACACCCAAUCGCUAUUGCUUGAGACUCUUGCAGCAAUUUGAGGUCAUGCACCAUUUAAAGCUCUCGCUCAUCUAUCUGCUGAACAAAGGUCACCAUCAAUACCUGAUGGAGGACAUGACAAGGCUCCCUAACAUUACACUCUUGACCCUGGAUGUAAUGACAAAAGGACAUUCAUUUGGAGCAAGCUUAUUCCAUAUUCUCAGGAUGUGUACUGGUGUAAGAAAGUUGGCUCUUGUCUUUCUCGGAAAACCUAGCAAUCUGAAGGCACAAGUUACAUGCCCAUCAGGUUGCAUUUGUGAUCAACCCCUAAACUGGAAAAGCGAGGAACUCAUAUUAAAUUGCCUCCAAGAAAUAGAAAUCAAUGGGUUUGGAGGAACUGAACAUGAAGUUGCUCUUGUGAAAUUGUUAUUCAAUUGGGCAGCAGUGCUAAAAAAGAUGACAAUAGCUUUCCAUUACUCAAUUCCUAAAAGGAAGGCUGAGGAGUUGGGCCGCAUGUUACUAGGCUUCUCCAGCCCAGAAAUAUUGAUGGACUUUUUGCAUAUCAAGUAUUCUCGAGAAGGCGCACGCUCCACAAGGCUCCAACUUUACCGUUCUUUUCAGUUUUUAGAAGCUUCAGGUGUGGAAAAUCCUAAUGCUGGCAUGUAGAAGAGUGGUGGUGAAUUUGUAAAGUUAGAUUAAUGCAUUUAUGAUUGGCUUGCACACAAUGCAGGAUGCCUUGUGGGUUGUGUGUUUCUCUGUUAGAUGAGAUGCACAGGGAGGGGGUGUGUAGCUUAGUUUCUGCUGUGAACUGCUAGCAAAGACUUCACCAUCGAAUUAUUUUGGUAAUGAAAUAUUGGUAGAUCCUUUGUUUGUUUUUC